Molecule: messenger RNA, 1410 nt
Organism: Cryptomeria japonica (Japanese cedar)
Lineage: Eukaryota; Viridiplantae; Streptophyta; Pinopsida; Cupressales; Cupressaceae
Exons: 6
Coding region: 308-895 (195 amino acids)
Biological process (GO): vesicle-mediated transport; intracellular protein transport
Cellular component (GO): cytoplasm
Molecular function (GO): GTP binding; GTPase activity
Source: RefSeq, a predicted model, not a curated record
UGUGGGCCAUUUGAAAGCAACCUUUUUUGCGCAAAAUUGAGCUACAAUUUCAUUCUUAUUAUAAAAAAUCGAAAUUCAAAAUGUACCAUAAAGCGAAAGAAAAUCAGAGAUUAGCAAGAAGAAUCGCCCGAUCAAAUAGAAGAGAAAAAGAUACAUAGACUCACAAUCACGCAACAUUUUGUACUGUAGAAAAAGGAAAAAUAAACCAACAAGAAACACAACUGGUUUUCGUUUUUUCCGUUUAUCAGAUAUUUUAAGCCUUCAGCCGAUCGCACAGCAGAGGGAGGGAAAUUUAUUUGAUAAAAAAAUGGGACAGGCGUUUCGCAAGCUGUUUGACACCUUCUUUGGAAAUAAGGAGAUGAGGGUUGUGAUGCUUGGAUUAGAUGCAGCUGGUAAGACAACAAUAUUGUACAAGCUACACAUUGGGGAAAUUCUAUCAACAGUUCCUACCAUCGGUUUCAAUGUUGAAAAGGUGCAAUACAAGAAUGUCAUGUUUACAGUAUGGGAUGUUGGUGGUCAGGAAAAACUAAGGCCUCUUUGGAAGCAUUACUUCAGCACCACCGAUGGGCUGAUAUAUGUUGUUGAUUCUGCGGACAGGGAGAGAAUUGGAAAGGCAAAAGCAGAAUUUCAGGCCAUUGUGAACGACCCUUUAAUGAGGAAUAGUGUUAUCUUGGUCUUUGCAAACAAACAGGAUAUGAAGGGAGCCCUGUCUCCUGCGGAGGUCUGUGACGGGCUUGGUCUUUUCGAUUUGCGUAACAGAAGGUGGCACAUUCAAGGUACUUGUGCUACAAAGGGAGAAGGUUUGUACGAAGGAUUGGAUUGGUUAGCAGCCACUCUAAAGGAAUUGCAAGCUGCUGGAAUAUCUACCUCAGUAGGUGGUUCAGCUGUCCGAUGAACCAGGGUUUGCAUGAAUUAUUCCUUGACUAUGCUUCCAAGUUUGGACAUAUGGGAAGAGUUAUAUACAUCCACUUCUUUCACUUGAUAACAUUUACUCUUCAUGAGACAGCUUGGACUUGUUUAAGAAGAUAAAGGCUGUUGCAGUUUCAAUGUGUCAUAUUUUUGGAUCUUUUCUUUGCUGUACUACAUGAUGCAAAGAUGGUGGUAAAUAUUUCAGCAGACCCGUUUUUAAGUACAUGUAUUGUAAUGAGGGAUGCUCCUUAAGCUCCCUUACUUGUUGAUCGAGCUCCCUGUCUAUAUGCUGAGUGGACAGAAGCCUUAUUUGCUAUUGUCAGCCGUCUUUCAGUUCUCAUUUAUGUGAAGUGAUUCACUUUCACUGAAAAUCCCGAUUGGUCCAUUUCAAUGUGAAUUGAUUCACUUUCACUGAAAAUUCCAUUUGGUCUAUUUCAGUCUAAGUCCAUGUUUUGUGGUGUAAAUAUUUUAUUGUUUCCAAGCUCAUUUGUAUCGGGAUUC